AUGGCGCCUACCAAGUCUGAAGACACUUCUAGAAAGCUGGAGCCAAUCAGUGUCAGCAACAGGAUUGUUCACUUCAAGGUCUCAAAUAUAGAACGACGCUUCAGUACCCGCGAAGGUACUCGAACUCCAUGGCUCCAGAAUCUCAGCUUUACUCUAAUCGACUCCUACAAUUUAGAUCGCAUAUGCAAGACCUCAAUGUUCUUCAUAUACCGUCUCCAAAAAUGUCGCAAACGCAUGUCCCCAACCGACGAACGUUGCAUCUGCACCGAUACCCUUGAUCCCGUCGUCAAAGAUAUCUCUUUCUGCACCAAUUGCGGCCAGAAUUUCCAUGAAUCAUGCAUGGAGACCUGGGGGAAUUAUAGAAGAACCGCUAGGAGAAGGAAUUCUCCAGCAAACUGUCCAACGUACCGCGCUAGCUGGAAGACAGACUCACCCUUGUCCAAUAUGAAUGUAGAGACUGAACUCGAUGCCGAGGCUUUGCAGAUUUAUAUGGACUGGGUAUACACAUCUAGAUUGGAGAUUCCGGCACUGAUCUCGUGGGGCACUAACACUUUCACCCUCAUCACGCUUUAACUCUUGGCUGUUGCGCAUGCCUUCAAAGACCUUAGGCUCAAGUUCCGAGUCCAAAAUCUUUUCUUCGUUCAACCGGACGCAUUUUUUCGAAUGGAAAGCGUAAACUUGGCUUCCGUAGAUCGAGAAUCCUACAACGAGAUGCGGGAGUUCGUAAGGCUGAUGGGCCCAAUGAUCAAGGGAAAGUCUGUAAAGUGCAUCGAUUAUGUUAGGGAUUCUUGGACGGAGUAUUUCGAAGCAGUGCUUCGCUCAAAAGAAGUGUAGGAGAAAAUUUUAGUGGAAGUGUCUACACACUGAUUGCUUCUUCUUUGACAACCAACACAUGUAUCAUGAAGAGAUGCAAG
This is a messenger RNA of Bipolaris sorokiniana ND90Pr, 914 nucleotides long. RefSeq lists its product as uncharacterized. Lineage: Eukaryota; Fungi; Ascomycota; Dothideomycetes; Pleosporales; Pleosporaceae. The transcript is spliced from 2 exons. The record is from RefSeq and is a predicted model, not a curated record. Bases 1 to 573 code for a protein of 190 amino acids.